Aspergillus tubingensis is the source of this 681-nucleotide messenger RNA. RefSeq names its product RraA family protein. The record is from RefSeq and is a predicted model, not a curated record. The transcript has 3 exons. The coding region runs from base 1 to 681 and encodes 226 amino acids. Lineage: Eukaryota; Fungi; Ascomycota; Eurotiomycetes; Eurotiales; Aspergillaceae.
AUGGCCGCCGAUUCGAAAGUGAUUAUUGAGCGCCUGCAGAAGUGGGGCGCCUGUGAUGUUGCGGAUGGUCUCUCCAAGCUCAAAUAUCCCAAUGGAGGAUUCCUGGAGGGGUUGACCAUGUAUUCGCCCGAAUUCCAGGCAGGUGAGACCAAAGUCGUCGGUCAAGCCUUCACCGUGAAAUUUGUUCCCAAGUCCGAUGAAGCUGCACCGAAGUUGCAGGGUAACUAUAUCGAUCAAAUUCCCGAAGGCGGAGUAGUCUUCAUCUCUCAGCCGCUUCCCCACGUUAACGCCGUCUAUGGUGGCUUGAUGACGCUACGCGCCCAGGCACUCAAGGCAGCUGCAGUUGUGAUUGAUGGUCGGGUCCGUGAUCUAGAAGAGCAUCGCUCCCUGAACUUUCCUCUUUUCGCCCGAUCUGUUGGUACCACGGCUGGUGGAGAGGUCUGCCGCCCGUCUGAAAUCAAUGUUCCCGUUCGCCUCAACUCCGAGAACCAGGAUGCCGUAAUUUCUCCUGGGGAUUACAUUAUCGCUGACCUCAACGGCGUGGUUCGCCUCCCUCAAGAACUGGCUGAGCAAGUAUUGGAGCUUAUUCCCGCCAUCGCUGAGGCGGAUGCCAAGUGCGCGGAGGCAAUCAAGGCGGGCUGGACAGUGGAAAGAGCUUUCAAGGAAUUCAGAGGCCGGUGA